GCCAGCGUAAAAGGGAGGCGUUGCACGACGGCUCGCGUGUGCAAAGAGGCUCUGUGCAGGCAGGAGUCGCUCGGAGGCUAGCCCAGCUCUGCGUGACUUAAAACUCCCCCGAGGAAGGAAUGGCAGAGAGGGUGAACAACUUCCCACCGCUUCCGAAGUUUAUCCCGCUGAAACCGUGCUUCUACCAGAACUUUGCUGAUGAGAUCCCCGUCGAUCACCAGACGCUGGUGAAAAGGAUCUAUUACUUGUGGAUCUUUUACUCCAUCACUUUGGCUGUCAAUCUCCUUGGUUGCGUGGCCUGGUGGAUUGGUGGUGGCAGUGGUACCAAUUUUGGCUUUGCUAUCCUCUGGGUCAUCCUCUUCAGCCCUUGCAGUUAUGUCUGCUGGUUCCGGCCGGUCUACAAAGCCUUUAGGUCAGACAGCUCCUUCAACUUCAUGACGUUUUUCUUCAUUUUCGGCAUGCAGUUCAUCCUAGCGGUCAUCCAGGCGAUCGGCUUCAGCGGAUGGGGCGUUUGCGGGUGGCUGGCUGCCGUGACAUUCUUCAGCACCAAUGUCGGGGCUGCUGUAAUAAUGGUUUUCUCAGCUAUCAUGUUCACGAUGUCGGCCGCUGUGAUGUUUCUCUUCCUGAUCCAGGUCCACCGGUUCUACCGCAGUGGUGGAGGCAGCUUUCGGAAAGCCCAGGACGAGUGGCAGAGCGGCUCAUGGAAGGAUCCCCCGAGUCGAGAAGCUCAGUUCAACAACUUCUCUGGGAACAGCCUCCCUGCUUACCCUACGGUCCCCAACUAUCCGGCUGGCAGCCGGUGGCCCUGAUUUCUCCUGCUGGACUGGGUGGAUAGUUUUAUUUUGGGUUGUUGCAAAAAAAAAUUUGCAGGUUUGGGAUUUGUUUUUCUGUUCUCGUUUUUGCGAAGCGGGGCGGGAGAAAUGAUUUUGCAUUCUCCUGCAAACCCUAACCCUUCCCUACCCUGUUUUUUUUUUUUUAAUUUUACGUUCUCUUUUCGACGGCUGCAAAAGUUCCGGAAUCCGUGCACGCAGCCUCUGGCGUCGCCUCUCGGAAAUGGCGGAGAAGCAGUCGUUGCCAAUAUUUUGACUAGUUCCGUGUCGAGGGACAGAUUAUGCCAUCUUGAUUCUUGGGGAUCCCCCCCCCCCACUUCCUUGUCUUUGCAAAUGGAUGCCCGAGGAAAGGCGAUUCGCACACCCGUUUCUUGUUAGAUCUGGUAGGUUUGCCUAGAGCAGCAGUUCAGCGCUACGUUUGUCCGUGGAUUUUGGGCAGGAGACUCGGCUUUCCCCCAGCCCCCCACCCUCUUCGCUUCUUUCCAUUGGCUCGCGUUUUUCUUAACGCCCUUUGAGAUCCUGCACUCAUGCAAAUUGUUGUGAGGGGCAGCAGGCAAUCAGCACCCAAACAGGAGGUCAUGUAGGGUUCCGGCUGUUCCUGAUGGUCACCUGCUUUAGGCCUUGGGAUUGAGGGUAGCGGCAUCUCACAGCUUAAUGCCUCUCCCAACAUUCCUGUAAGUAGGUAAGUAGCAUUUUGGGAUGAAAUGCCCUAGCCUAUCCCUCUCUUAGUGCUGCUGGCUUUCUGUAUUUAAGAACUUGUUGCAGGGGGAAACCUUCAAUUGCCGUCAGCGUGCCCUCCACCAAAAGGGAGUCUUUCCCUGUUGAAGACUUUGGCCAGGUAGUUCUCCAUUUCAGGUGUGUUCUGUUUUUUUGUCCUUUUGACUGCUAGCAACUUGCUUGCUGCCACGGAAACUUUGGAGAUGCCGUUAAUCUGUCUGCUGGCUAGAGCAGAAAGCUACAGCGGGCUUCAAAACGCGCC
Elgaria multicarinata webbii is the source of this 1809-nucleotide messenger RNA. It is a transcript of the gene SCAMP4, whose product is annotated as secretory carrier membrane protein 4. The transcript has 7 exons. Gene Ontology annotation, biological process: protein transport. Gene Ontology annotation, cellular component: trans-Golgi network membrane; recycling endosome membrane. The record is from RefSeq and is a predicted model, not a curated record. NCBI's taxonomy places the organism in Eukaryota, Metazoa, Chordata, Lepidosauria, Squamata, Anguidae. The coding region runs from base 120 to 809 and encodes 229 amino acids.